This is a messenger RNA of Cylas formicarius (sweet potato weevil), 4756 nucleotides long. RefSeq names its product protein artichoke. The record is from RefSeq and is a predicted model, not a curated record. Lineage: Eukaryota; Metazoa; Arthropoda; Insecta; Coleoptera; Brentidae. Gene Ontology annotation, molecular function: protein binding. Gene Ontology annotation, cellular component: extracellular matrix. The transcript is spliced from 10 exons. Bases 219 to 4292 code for a protein of 1357 amino acids.
CCCUCGCGCGCUGGUUUCUCGAAACUAUGCGAAAACGACAAGUUUCGUAGCGUUUUACGAAAAUUACGCGGUGUGUAUCCUAUCGGAAAAGGGGCGGUGCUAUCGGAGUGUGCGACAUUCAAUCGGGGGCGGGAAAUUUUUAAAAAGAAAGAAAACCGUUUUCGUUAAUGUGACGGAUCCCUCGAAGGUGCGAGAAAUAUAAUUAAAACGCCAUUAAGAUGACUUUACAUUUAAUAACAAUUCUCGCGUAUGCGACUUAUUGGCUCUACCCCGUCGAUGGAGACUUCGUUCCGUGUUCCGAGCUAUCUUCAGAGCUUCCCUUUCCGUGUGCGUGUUCUUUAGGACCAGUCGAGGCAGCCCUCGACGGCAACCCUUCCAUAUCUGUUAACUGCGACAAUGUUGUUUUUCCCAGCGACGUUGCGACCUUUACGUAUGGCGCCCCAAUCGUUGCGUUCAGCCAAAGAUGGGCUGGAUACCAAUCGUUACCUGUGCAGCUAUUUUCAUCGAACAAUUUGCCCCUGAGAAGCAUCGACCUGUCCGGCAAUUCCCUCAGGAAACUCACGGAAGGCAUGCUUCAAAGCGUCCAAGAUACACUAACCGAACUCAGACUUGGCGACAACUUGCUGGGGGAUACGCUCAACCCAAUAUUUUCCAGCACCGAAUUCAGAAGUCUGAAGAACCUACAGCUGUUGGAUUUGAGCGAAAACUCACUGAAAGCCAUGGAAGAGGGCAUUCUGGACGGAUGCUUCGAGUUGCGCGAAUUGUACCUGGACGAUAAUGACUUCAAUGCAUUACCGAACACGUCCUUAAAUGGACCGAAAGCUUUAAAACUGCUGUCCGUAAGAGGCAACAACAUCGACAACAUUAAGGUAGGAACGUUUGGAGCCCAACCUCACCUGGAAACGCUCGACCUCAGCAACAAUCUAGUCUCCCAGAUCGAAAGCGGGUGCUUUUCCAAUUUGCACACCCUCAAAGAACUCAGAUUAAAUCACAAUAGGCUGUCAAAAUUUAACAGCGACAUUUUUCAAGGCGCGGAAACGAUGGGCGAGCUGGAUUUGUCGCAAAACUUCAUAACUGAGUUUCCCGAGGUCGCGCUCAGGCGGCUAACAAGUCUAAGCCGCUUGAAUUUAUCUUCAAAUCUCAUACAGUCUUUGGACAGCACUCAUCUGAGAUAUCUACCUAGACUACUGGAACUAGAUCUGAGCAGAAACAAUUUGGCCAAUAUCGCGCAUGAAACAUUCAUCGGUCUUAAGCAAUUGCAGACGUUAGAUUUAAGUGUCAAUUCGUUACGUACGAUCGAAGAUAACGCUUUCGAAGGACUGGAAAAUCUCGCCCAUUUAAACUUAAAGGACAAUAACAUCCUCCUGCUGCCGGCAGCUGCUUUAGAGAAGUUGCCCCGUUUAACGUCACUGCAACUGGAUUACAACCGCAUAGCAGCUCUGUCUGGUGACAUUUUACGCUUCGUAGCCGACAAAGUGAAAAAACUGGUUAUAGCCACGAACGUAGUUAGAGAACUGCCUCCUGCUACUUUUCAAUUAUUCAAGAACCUGCGGCACUUAGAUCUCAGAAGGAACCUACUCAGUACGUUAAACGCAGAGUCAUUCGUCGGCCUGGAGAACACUCUCGAAGAGCUCUAUCUCUCUCAAAACCGUAUUAUGAUCAUUACCGGAGCGACGGUUUCGUUGAAGAAUCUUCAGAAAUUAGACUUGAGUGACAAUCAUCUCACAGAUUUGCCGAACUCGUCUCUCGUCAGCGUGAACGAGUUAAAGCACCUCAAUUUGAGCCGCAACGUUCAUCUUUCCAAAAUUCCAGUCUCACUUUUACACAAUGUGCCGAAGUUGGAAACGAUUGAUUUAAGCUACAUCGGUUUGGGGGCCAUUCCUCCGGAACUAUUCGCCAAAUCCAACUCGCUGAAGUCGAUCUAUUUAUCGCAUAAUAACAUAUCAGAAAUCGUGGAGAAAACGUUCGCCAUAAUGCCAAAUUUGACGGAAAUAGACCUCUCGUUCAACGGCAUAAGCAAUAUCCGACAAUCGGCAUUCAUCCACGUCAUGAAUCUGAGGCACCUCAAUCUACGGGGAAACAAACUCGCAUUUUUCAAAGGCGAAUUCUUCAACACCGGCACCAGUAUCGAGGUCAUAGACAUUUCUGACAACUCGAUCACUUAUUUAUACCCGUCAUCCUUCAGGAUACACCCCAGGAUCCACACCAUCUUAGCCAACAACAAUAAAAUCAAUUUCUUUCCUCCCGAUCUUAUAGCAAAUCUUCAAUUUUUAAAGCAUAUCGAUCUCUCAUUUAACCAACUUAAAGCUGUCGACGAGUUAGGUUUUGCAAGACUUCCAAGACUCAGAACCCUUCUGUUAACCAAUAAUUCGGUGGAGGAGUUCAACGAAAUGGUGUUCCACAAUUCAACGCAGCUCCAAGUGUUGGAUUUGAGCUACAAUAAGCUGGAAAGGCUAAGCGACAGAACCUUCGAGGGCUUAAUCAGAUUGGAACGUUUGAAUUUAGAGGGCAACAACUUGGCGGACUUGCCGGAUACUAUAUUCGAGAGGGCUCGAUUGCAUAUGCUCGAGAACAUAAACUUGGCUAAGAACAAGUUCGAAAUUCCUCCGUUCAGGGCACUUCAAAGGCAGUAUUUCUUCUUAAAGUCUUUGGACUUGUCUUACAACAACAUAAACGUCAUACCAGCAGAGGACGAUGUCGUGGUGAACAUCAAAAACUUGGAUUUGUCCUACAAUCCUUUAUCCGAGAAAGCCAUCGAAAAUAUUCUCGGAGAGCCAAAGACUGUGAGAUCAUUACACCUGUCUGGUACUGGAAUAACCAAAAUCAUACAUCUAGAGACCCCAUUUCUCAAACACCUGAAUCUCUCACACAACAACAUUAGCGACAUCUCCUCGGAAACUUUCAAGAGAACGACUCUGCUGGAAGAGUUGGAUAUUUCCCAUAACAACGUGGCCACUUUGGACACUUCCAGCGACGCGUGGAAUAUAAUGCCGAAUCUGGUACUGCUCAACGUAUCUAGCAAUCCAAUCACUUCGAUAUCCGAAACAGAUUUCCGCGGCUUAACCAAGCUGCGGCACUUAAGCCUACACUCGUUGCACGAAUGCUCGAAAAUUGAGAAAAGUGCGUUCAAGAAUGUUCCUCAUUUAACUACGCUCGAAAUCUACGACUUUCCGAAGCUCGGAUAUCUGGAUAUCCACGGUCUGUUGCAGAACAUGCCGCUGCUAGAAAAGGUAAAUAUUGAAACCAAGGACGCUUCCAUCGGGAAAGAUCAGUUGCAACCGAUCCUGCAUCCAAGAUUGAAGGAGCUCGGGCUUAGCGGCUCGAGAUUGAAAACCAUAUCCUCGGGAACGUUCUCUGGAUUAAAAGGAGCAGAAUUAGCGAUUCGUAUAGUAAACACCUCCCUGACAUCUCUGCCCCACGCAUUAUUCUUUCCGGUGCCGAGGUCCUCCAAAACCACGUUGGAUGUAACCGGCAGCCAACUGACAACCCUUAACGCUCAGCUGCUCAGCACACUGGAAGAUCGCAGGGGUGAUUUACUGCUCACGGGCUUAGAAUUCAACCCCAUCAUCUGCGACUGUCACUCGAGAGCAUUGAGGAGGUGGCUGCCUUCGCAUAUGACAAUGAUCAGAUGUGCCGGGCCAGAUUACCUCGAAGGUAAACUUUUGGUGGAAAUAGGAGACGACGAGUUAACUUGCGACCCAAAAAAAAUAUCGACCAUGAUGACGACUCAAAGCUCGACCUCAAUUUUGACGAGAAGCACGAAACAACAGCAAAAAGUGACGGAAGCGGAUAUUAUAUGGUCGAUGCCGACGACAGAAAAAGCUCAAAUUAAAGCGAAAACGCCAGUGGUGGGUCAGUCUUCAAUGAAUAACGACGAUACUCUGAUCAUUGGCAUCGUUGGAGGCGUAGUGGCUUUCAUUGCCAUCUUGGUUAUAGUUAUUUGUAUUAUUAGACUGAAAAUGUCGAGCAACCAGUUUCGGGGUCCAAUGGCAGCUGGUUCGACGAUAAUGGUACCGGAUGGUAUGAUUGGUUCCGGCAGCAGCUGCGCUUGCAGCGUGAAAGGGGUACCGCCCGGUAAACAGCCUCAUGUACCCGCUUUGUAUACCAUACCACCAGGGUACGCAGCGACGCUUCCUCAUAAAAAUAUCCAUCCAGUUUAUAAUCUAGGUAUCAUGAGAUCACCUGUUGCUGCGUAUUCCACCAUAGGACCAGGUCAAUAUUAUGCUCCGAGCAACGUACAGCAACCGUAUUUUAUAGCCACAUAUCCCUCGGAAGAGAAGAUUUACCGUUAGUUUUUACCUGUUAAUUUCUAUUCACUGUUAAAAAUACGCUUGAAAAAUCCACCUUAAAUAUGAUUGGUGGUGACUAUUUGCCAAACAGAAGUGGUAAGAGUUGUUAAUUUUUUAGACAACAGAAAAUAAUUUGUAUGGUUAGGCCAUAUUGGCCACUAAAAGAUUAUAAGAAAUAUUAUCAGUACAGGUAAAGGGAAUAAUUUGCGUAAAUGAUGGACUGAAAUUUUAUGGACAUCCUAUAGAAGUUCUUGAAGUUCCAUUUUGAAACGAGACAGAGUUAUUUAGUUACGUGCCAUAAGGCUUGUGACUUUUUAACCACAGGGAAUAGUUAAUCUAAUGUAAUUAGUAAUAGGUCGAAAAUAAUUUAUAAAUUUUAGUUUUAAGACAAUGUUUUUUGUUUAUUUUGAAACUUUAAAUGUAUUGUACAUAAACGUUUUCACUUAUCUACCUAACCUUUUAUUGUU